UCCCGCUCCGGCCGCUGGCCCGGACCUGCUGUCUGACCCUGGCUCCACGGCUGUGGAGGGACCAUGAGCGCCUUGCGGGACGUCUCCCUGCAGGACCCGCGGCUCCGCUACGAGCUAGUCCAGCGCAUCGGCUCCGGCACCUACGGCGACGUCUAUAAGGCUCGUGACACUGAGACGGGGGAAUUGGCGGCUGUCAAGAUAGUGAAACUUGAUCCAGGAGAUGACAUUGGAUCCAUUCAGCAAGAAAUCACCACUCUCAGGGAUUGCCGCCACCCCAAUGUUGUGGCGUAUUUUGGCAGCUAUCUCAGAAAUGACCGUCUAUGGAUCUGCAUGGAAUACUGUGGAGGAGGCUCAUUGCAGGAGAUCUACCACUCCACCGGCCCUCUCUCGGAAAAACAGAUUGCAUACGUCUGCAGGGAAACACUCCAGGGUCUUGACCAUCUGCACACCAAAGGGAAAAUGCACCGGGACAUCAAGGGGGCCAACAUCCUGCUUACAGCCGAUGGUGACGUGAAACUCGCGGAUUUUGGAGUCUCUGCAGAACUGACAGCAUCUGUGGCAAAGCGGAAAUCCUUCAUCGGAACCCCCUAUUGGAUGGCACCAGAGGUGGCUGCGGUAGAAAAGAAGGGUGGCUACAAUCACUUGUGUGACAUCUGGGCCCUCGGCAUCACGGCGAUAGAACUGGCUGAGCUCCAGCCCCCCCUUUUUGACCUGCAUCCUAUGAGGGCCUUGAUGUUGAUGUCAAAAAGCAGUUUCCAGCCCCCCAAGUUAAAAGAUAAGGCAAGCUGGUCUACAGAUUUUCAUCAUUUCCUCAAACUGGCCCUGACCAAGAACCCCAAAAAGCGUCCAGUAGCGGAAAAGCUCCUGCAGCAUCCUUUCAUCUGCCAGCCUCUCGCCCGCCUGUUAGCCACUGAGUUGCUCGACAAAGCCACAAAUCCCGACUUGGCAUCCGCUCCCCUGGAUGAUGGCGACUUUGAGGCUUAUGAAAUCUUUCCUGACAAAAUCCGUUCGCAUCGGCAGCAUGGACAAGUUGAAGGCACCCUCUCGGAGAUCCAACUUAAUCAGGUGAAAUUUGGUCCCUUGCUGAGGAAGGAAACAGAGCCUUGGUGCAGUCUGAAGGAGGAAGAAGAGGAGAACUGGAUGCUGUUAGGAGAUGGAGAGAGUCUCCUUCAGUCUGUAGAAGAAGCACUUGAGGAGAGGAGCCUAACAAUUCGGCCAGCAUGUCCUCCACAACAGCCCCAGGAAGAGCAGCAGUCUAGUGGUACUGAUGAGGGCGACACGGGCACUAUCAAGAGAGGGCCUUUCUGGGACUUCCUCAACCUGGAGUUGGCAUAUAAGGCACCCUGGGAACGUGAAGAGGGCCCUGAGGGCCCAGACUUGGAAUGUCACAGAAGCCAGACCCUGCCAGAUCGGACAGAGUUGAAUAACGCUCCAGAUACUGUGGCAUCCAGCUCUCCCAAACCUGCAGAUUCUCUCCUCUCCACAGAGUGGGCCACCAUGAAGAGGAAAGAGGAGGCCACUAGGUUAAUUUGUCAUGGGCUGCCCCCCACCCCGAAAGUCCAUAUGGGGGCCUGCUUCUCCAAAGUGUUCAACGGCUGCCCGCUGAAGAUCAAUUCAGCUACGACGUGGAUCCACCCAGAAACACGAGAUCUCUACUUGGUGGUGGGGGCUGAGGAAGGUAUUUACACCCUCAAUCUGCAUGAGCUCCAUGAAGAUACCAUGGAAAAGCUCCUUCCACACAGGUGUUCUUGGCUUUACUGUAUGAACAACGUGCUACUGACCUUAGCUGGGAAGUCUUCCCAGAUCUCCUCCCACAACCUUCUGGGUCUUUUUGAGCAACGCCGUCAGCUACAGAAGCGGCAGGUUCCUCUUUCCAUUGCCACCAACCGGCUGACAGAGCGAAUCAUCCCCAGGAAGUUUGCACUGUCAGCCAAGAUAGCAGAUACCAAAGGCUGCUUGAAGUGUCGUGUGGUCCGUAAUCCCUACUCUGGGAGCACAUUCCUGUGUGCUGCACUUCCCUCCAGCCUUGCCCUCCUGCAGUGGUACGAGCCCUUGCAGAAGUUCAUGCUACUGAAACAUGUCCCCGUGGUGCUGCCAGCUCCCUUGAGCUUGUUUGAGCUGCUGGUGGUAGAGACGGAGGACUACCCGCAGGUAUGCUUGGGGGUCACUGGCAGCGACCAACCAAGAGCAGAGUUGCAUUUCAGCACGCUCUCUCUCAGCACCGGCCUCAGCACCUCAAGCCCUUCUGGCCGGCCCCUUGUCAUGGCCAAUCAUGUGACUCAGAUGGAUCGAGACACUGUCCUGGUGUGUUUUGAGCGCUGCGUGCGGGUAGUGAAUCUACGUGGUGCUCCUCGGGGAGGCCUUGCUCCUGAACUCACCUUCAAUUUCCCUAUUGAGACCAUUGUGUGCCUUCAAGACAGUGUUUUGGCCUUCUGGAAACAUGGCAUGCAAGGCCGAAGCCUGGAGUCUGGUGAGGUGACGCAGGAGGUAACCGACGAAUCCCGGGUGUUCCAGGUCUUAGGAGCCCACAGAGACAUCAUCCUGGAGAGCACACCCACAGACAACCCCGCAGCGCACAGUAACCUCUACAUCCUGACAGGUCACGAAAGCAGCUUCUGAGCACCUUCUGCAAAGCUUUGCUCCUCCUGAACGUGCCUGGCCUUGGGGCAGACUGUCACGAAGACGGCUGGCUGGCUGCGACCUGUGUCUGCCAAGCACUGUGGGAACCACUGGAAUGGAGCGGAGUGUGCGUGCGUGGAGGGCUUUCCCAGUCCUCCCCCGGCCACUCUGCACUGCUGCCAUAUACACUGGACAUAACACUGGCUGGGCUCCCAAACAUUCUUUUCUCUAGUCUUCCUGAGAUCUUGCUGUGCACUAGGAUGGGAGGCUCCUCUUCCCUGAUUUGGGCCAGCAUCUCCUGAGAUGUUUUGCAAUAAUUUGACCACUAGUCAGUCUGAGGAGUGUGGCAGUCGCUCUUGGCUGACGUUAUGUGCCUGCUUGAAUGCUUUCCUGGUCCCUUUCCCUUCCUUUUAACCCUUAGAAGUUGUCCAUCGUGAUGCUGUGUAGGCAGGACGACCUAGUCUAGCCUCCAGUGUUGAAGACAAUCAUUCGCCAAGGGUGCAGUUGGGCACCACAUGCUUAGCACUUGAGCUUUAAUGUAAAUGUCUUUCAGGGCACUUUGAAUUCUGACCUGUCCUCCUUGGAGGCAGGGAAUAUGUUGUUUUGAGGCUGGACGUAUGAAUGCAUGAACAGGUCAGGCCCAGAAAUGGGCAAACUGGAUAGCUAUAGCAGGAGGGAGUAUGUGUGGGUGCUUGAUUUGUAUACAUGUGCAUGAUUGAGCCAGUACACUUGCCAAAUGGCUGAGUAGGAGGAAUAGCUGCCUCCAGAGUGCAGAUGGAACCUGAGGUGGGUGGGGAACCAACCAAGAAUAUUCAGCACAUGGUCCACAAAGUGUGUCGGCAGCAUGGUGCCCAAACUCAUCUCUCAGGUUUGAAAAUCCAGGAGCAAGCCGUAGGCUAUAGAUGUUGUGGCUUCCAACCAAGCUCUCUGACAGAGCUGGGGAUUUCUAAAAAAAAUCCAGCUCUUUCCUAAAAGUUCAAUUCCUGGGGUUCUUGAGAGGGACAGUGAAACCGGUUUUAAGAGUUUACAUUUUUGUAACAUAGACGUUCCCCUGAUGUAGGCCUGCAGAUGUGUAACCCAUUGAGCCCAACCCACCCCUCACGUGUGUCUUGUGGCCCUCAAGGGCAAGGCUCCCUGUCUUUCAAGGCCUCUCUAGGCAGUUUGAAUGGAGAAGGCGCAGCCGGGGGGGCGGGGCGGGUAGAGUGGGCUGCAUUUAGCUUGAUGAUCCACAAGUUGUCCUAAUGGCUACAUGUGAAAUCCUAAAUAUUUACUCCAGUCUAAGCCCAUUGAUUUCAAUGGGCUUAGACUGGAGUAACUCUUCUUAGGAUUUCACUGAGCAUGUGGGUUGAAUGACUGCUGUGGUGCUGUGACCGAGGUGGGCAUUGGCGGCUUGGAAAGAGGAGUGCAACCUGUAUGGCUGCCCUUGGGGUGUAUGGAUGAGGCUGAGUGAACCCCUGUGGUGGUGAGAUUUGUGUGAGGGUUUUGGUGGUGGUGAGGCUUUUUGUUGUUGUUGCUUGUGCCAGUACAAGCAUACAGCCAGAUAUCUUGGCUUUUCAGGUCAACCACAACCCUGCUAAUUUGGGUGCCAAAAAGUUUCCUUCCCAGGCUGCUAAUAUCUUUGUGGUUUUUAAUUGCUAUAAGCUGGAAUUUAUUGUCUGAGAAAACCAAACUUGAAAAGAAAAUGCUAUUUAACAUGGAGAUUGAUAUUAAACUGUGGUAUUUUACUCCCCAA
Messenger RNA from Eublepharis macularius, 4351 nucleotides. RefSeq names its product mitogen-activated protein kinase kinase kinase kinase 2 (gene MAP4K2). The transcript is spliced from 32 exons. Bases 64 to 2619 code for a protein of 851 amino acids. The record is from RefSeq and is a predicted model, not a curated record. Gene Ontology annotation, biological process: protein phosphorylation. NCBI's taxonomy places the organism in Eukaryota, Metazoa, Chordata, Lepidosauria, Squamata, Eublepharidae. Gene Ontology annotation, molecular function: MAP kinase kinase kinase kinase activity; ATP binding.